AUGAAGUACUUAGCGCUUCUACUCUGCCUCUAUCUAUGUCGGACAUUCGGAGCAGACACAGAUGCUGCCGACGAAAUUCCACCGGAGGCACAAGUGUUGAGCGGUGCACCAUUGGUAGAAUACUUGCGAAAAAGCCAGAAUCUUUUUGAGGUGAAAGAGACACCUACACCUGGUUUCAAGUACAUGAUGAUGGAUAUGAAAUUCAAGGACCAGACUUCAAAUCCCGUUGUUAAGGAUGACAAUGACGCAGGCGACGACAUACCAGAAAACUAUGAUCCUCGCAUUACUUGGGCCAACUGCUCUUCGUUCUUCACCAUCCGUGACCAAGCAAACUGUGGCUCAUGCUGGGCUGUGGCAACGGCAUCUGCAAUUUCAGAUCGCAUUUGCAUCGCUUCCAAAGGCAAAAAGCAGGUAUAUGUUUCUGCUACUGACAUUCUGUCGUGUUGCAGAAAAUGCGGUUCAGGAUGUAAAGGAGGCUUUCCUAUUAAAGCUUGGCAGUUCUUUGAAAGCGAUGGAGUGGUUUCCGGAGGACCUUACCUAGAUAAGAAGUGUUGCCGUUCUUACCAACUUCAUCCAUGCGGACAUCAUGGAAACCAUACUUACUACGGAGAUUGCCCAGAAAUGGCAACAACUCCACCAUGCAAGUGGAGAUGCCAGUUUGGUUACAGGAGAAGGUACUGGUUGGACAAGCGACAUGGCAUGCCUGGCAAGGCUUACAGAUUACCCAAUUCGGUGAAAGAAAUCCAGAGAGAUAUUCUGAAGUAUGGUUCGGUUGUCGGCGGGAUGAGUAUCUAUGGGGACCUUAAUCACUAUAAAUCAGGAAUAUAUCAGCACAGAGGUGGUUUACCAGGUGGCUACCAUGCAGUGAAAAUAAUGGGAUGGGGAAAAGAAAAUGGUACGGACUAUUGGCUCAUUGCUAACUCUUGGAACGACGACUGGGGUGAGAAAGGAUUCUUCCGCAUGCUACGCGGGACAAACCACUGUGGAAUCGAAGAAAAUGUGAUCGGAGGAUUUGUCGACUCAGACUCUCCCUAA
Messenger RNA from Haemonchus placei, 1035 nucleotides. Lineage: Eukaryota; Metazoa; Nematoda; Chromadorea; Rhabditida; Trichostrongylidae. The record is from the annotation of a GenBank genome assembly.